This is a messenger RNA of Hyalella azteca, 1806 nucleotides long. RefSeq lists its product as uncharacterized. Bases 328 to 1251 code for a protein of 307 amino acids. NCBI's taxonomy places the organism in Eukaryota, Metazoa, Arthropoda, Malacostraca, Amphipoda, Hyalellidae. The record is from RefSeq and is a predicted model, not a curated record. The transcript is spliced from 2 exons.
CGACUUUAUGAAGACUGCUUUCAAUCCAAUAUGUGGCAUAUUAUGAUUUUACCGAGUGGAGGAAGAAUAAUGUAUAAUGAAAGGUUAAAUUUGAUUGUUGUGCGGGAAGACUGGCACGGCGGGUGGUGAGGGCCGGUGUCCAAAUUAAUGUAUGACCACCCGUAUCUUUGCAAUUGUAAGAUUGAUUAAUUUCCAGAAUAUUUUAAUUGAUAAUUUUUUGCUUGAAACUAAUCUUAGUAGUUUUUUUAAUAUAUUAAAUUGAACGAGUUAUAGACAUAGGUUUAUGGAUUGAAGUUCUAUUUGUCGCAACUACCUGAACAAUACAUCAUGGAGCCAUCAGCGAUUUCUAGGUACACUGAAGAAGCUAUGGUCGUGGAUCGCAAAGUACUGGAGGGGCUCAAUAGCAGAGGUCCCCUCGUGUGUUCUUAUAACGACAAGAAUAGCCUCAUUUCAUACUUCUCUUCAAGUUGCUUGCCGACGGCCAUGAAGAAAAGUAUGAUGCUGCAAUCGUCUGGGAUAGACCUGACGGCGGCAAAAGUAGACUUUCUAAAUUAUAAAAUGGAGCCUCGUGGAACUAACACGGUAUUUUACCUCAGCGAUUUAAUUACCCCUGGUGCGGUUGGAGGAAGUUACCAUUCCCAUGUCAUAGAGUGUACAAAUCGUCUGUUUUGUACAUUGGCCUAUCUCGUUCCUGGUUACGCGGCCAACAAGCCAGCUCUGACUAAGCUUAAAGCUGCCAUGAAGUUUCAAAAAGUGUGUUCUUUCGUCGUAAACCUUAGUGUCGUUAAUAUUUCGAAGUUUUUAAAAGUAAUUAAAGACACGAAAAUGAUCUUCAGGUCUGAUGAUGAACACGUGGACCCAGCUGACAAAAAGCUAUUGGUGACAGCGUCAUGGGUAACAUUCACGCAGAUAUUAAGUUUCUUGAUGCAAGAAAUAGAGCGAUCGUGCCCUUUCGUUGACGCAGCUGCAGUGGUUCUGAACCAACAUGAACGGGCAAUUAUUAUGAGACUAGUGUACCAACAUUUCUCAUUGGUUUACAGAUUAUGUGAAGCCAGUGAAGGGUUGGAGCAACGUUUAAAUGAAGCACGGAUGCUUCUUAUGGAAGAUCUGGAAACUGUUGUCAGGUCCAGGAUGUCAUUUGAAUGCGUCAACCUUGGUACACCUUACUUAGUUGUUUUUAUACUUGUUAUGACUUAUAAUGCUAUCUUCUUCAGUUUUAAUGUAGCCGACGAAGAAGAGCGUCGACCUUAAUCUUCAGUAUAAUUUUAUUCGUAGCUUUUUUAUAAUUUUGUUUGGAGAGUGGCUUUUAUUAACCAUUUGACAAUUAGAUUUUGCCCCGCUGAACUGUAAAUGACUAUUGGCUACUGCUUCGGUUUCGUGUAGCUCAAAAUGUCGGCAUCUUCCAUACUUAUUUUCCACAUCAAGCGACUUUGACAUUUCUUAACCAUAUUUUAAAAGUAAUGAUGAACGGGCUUAAUUGAACUUGCCAGUUUCAGGGUGACCUCGCUUUACCAACAUUAUUUCAGUGAAGGCUGUUGAUUUUAUAUAUAUUACUAUUAUAGGCGAAUGUUGCUCGUUAGUUGUUAGUCUGUUUAGAAUUGUUUAAUAAUUCAGUAUAUUUCUGUUGUUAGCCUCGCAGAUUUCUGCGAGUCCUUAUCAUACAAUUAGAGAACAACUCCUGGGUCGUUCUUCUGUCCAAUUCGAUAUUUUAGAGAUUGUUGAGUUUUACGAAUCUUACAAAGUUUAGUAUAAGUUUCUUUCCAGGUGAUGUAUGAAGGCAAUUAAUUAAAUAGACAGAGAACGUGA